AUGGGUGUUCCCAAAUUCUUCCGAUGGAUAUCAGAGCGAUAUCCCGGCAUCUCUCAGCUUAUCGCCGAGAACCGAAUCCCCGAAUUCGACUGUCUCUACCUUGAUAUGAAUGGUAUCAUUCACAACUGUACCCACAAAGACGCUGGUGAAGAUGUCGCCUUCCGUCUCAGCGAGGAGGAGAUGUUUAUCCGCAUCUUCAACUACAUCGAACACUUGUUCGGGAAGAUCAAGCCCAAAAAGCUCUUCUACAUGGCCAUCGAUGGUGUGGCCCCGCGAGCGAAGAUGAACCAGCAACGAGCCCGAAGAUUCAGGACCGCCCUGGAUGCUGAGAAGGCUCGUGAAAAGGCCGUUCGGGAGGGCGUUGAGCUUCCCAAAGAGCCGCCUUUUGACAGCAAUUGUAUCACGCCUGGAACCGAGUUUAUGGCCAAGCUGUCCCACCAACUAAGAUAUUUUAUCAAUAAGAAGGUCUCCGAAGACUCGGAUUGGCAGGGUUGUGAAGUCGUCCUCUCUGGUCAUGAGGUGCCGGGAGAGGGUGAGCACAAGAUCAUGGAGUACAUCAGGAAUGCGAAAGCUCAACCUGAGUACAGCCCUGAUAUCCGUCACUGUCUAUACGGCUUGGACGCAGAUCUCAUCAUGCUUGGUCUGCUCAGUCACGACCCCCACUUCUGUCUUCUUCGAGAGGAAGUUACUUUUGGACGGGCUUCCAAAUCCAAGUCGAAGGAGCUCGAGCACCAAAACUUCUACCUUCUUCAUCUCUGCAUUGUAAGAGAAUAUUUGGAGCUAGAAUUUCAGGAGUUGAAGGACCCGGAAACUCUUGGAUUUCCUUUUGAUCUCGAACGCAUCAUUGACGACUUUAUCCUUAUGGCCUUCUUCGUCGGCAACGACUUUUUGCCCAACCUUCCUUGGCUCCAUAUCAACGAGGGCGCCCUCGCCUACAUGUUUCGCGUGUACAAGAGAAUUCUUCCCAAGUGCGAAGGCUACAUCAAUGAGCUUGGAGUUAUUAACCUGAAGCGCCUUGAGCUACUCUUGACUGAAAUUUCUCAGGUUGAAUUCGAUCAUUUCGAGAAUGACGUCGCCAACGAAAAGUGGUUCCAGUCCAAGCAAAUGGAGGAGAGCUUGCCCAAUACUAAGAAGAAGACCCCCAAAGGCCAGCUCAUCAUCACCUCUGCGCAAAGAGAUCUUUGGAAGAAAAAGAUCAAACCCUUCGUCACCAACAGAUCUUCGAAGCCCUUGAACCUUGGCUCUGGUCUCAAGGCUGAGGAUCGAGAGUUCGUCAAGACACUGGCGGACACUCUCCGCCUUGAAUGGACCACCCAGGAGGACGAGAGUGGAAACCGAAGUCUGGUUGUUUCGUUUCCCCCCAAACCUGCCGGGUUUGAAGAUGAAGACGAUGAUGAUGACGACGAUGACGAGGAAGCGAACAUGGCCGUUUUCCGUGUCGUUAAGCAGUAUGAUCGAGCCAUGGUGGUUGACGUCACCUCCGAACAGGCCCAAGCAAAUUACGACAAGGUCUACCAGGAGAAGUAUCAGGGAUGGAAGUCCAAGUACUACCUCCAGAAGUUUGAGUGGCCCUUGGAAUCCUACGAUGCUGAGCUUGUUAAGCUUUGUGAAAACUACGUCCAGGGUCUCCAGUGGGUUCUGUACUACUACUAUCGUGGUAUCGCGUCCUGGCCCUGGUUCUACCGCUACCACUACUCUCCGCUCAUGUCAGAUGUUGUCAAGGGCCUUGGCGCCGACCUCAACUUCAAGAAGGGCGAGCCUUUCAAGCCAUAUGAACAGCUCAUGGGCGUACUUCCCGAUCGCAGCAAGAGCAUUGUCCCAAAGGUCUACUGGGAAUUGAUGACCGACCCCAACUCUCCCAUCUACGACUUCUAUCCGCGAGAGUUUGAGCUGGAUAUGAAUGGCAAGAAAAUGGAUUGGGAAGCCGUUGUGAAGAUUCCGUUCAUCGAUGAGGAGAGGCUGUUGAACGCCAUGGCCCCGAAGAACAAACUAUUGACAUCGGAUGAGGAUGCCAGGAACCAGUUUGGUGUCGCGCUCAAGUUUACCUACUCACCCGAUGUCGACUAUGUCUAUCCCUCAUCGCUGGUUGGCGUCUUCCCGGAUCUGCCCAACUGUCACUGCGUAGAGAACAUCUUUGAGCUCCCUGAUACGGAAGGUCUUGAAUACAGGGUUGGCCUUGUUGAUGGCGCGAAGCUGAAUAUCGAGGCACUCGCCGGUUUCCCAACUCUACACACCCUGCCAUAUGAGGGUCUUCUCGUCGAGGGUUAUGGCAUCAACGUCUUCCAGUCAGAGAGCAGGAACCCCAGCAUGAUUAUCACGCUGACGGACUCCGAUGCUAGGUCCAAACCGGAAUAUGCUAUCCAAAAGCUUGGCAAGCGGUGCUUCGUUGGAUACCCUUUCCUCCAGGAGGCAAAGGUCAUCAAGGUGUCCGACUCUCAUUUUAACUACCAGCUCGAUGCUAAUGGUCACGUUAGCCAAACUCCCCAGUCAGGCAAGGAGCUUAAUGAGUUCCCCAAGGAGGCGAACUACAUUGAGAACUGGCAUGCCCGACGUCUUGGUAUCACCAUCGGCACAGUUGAGACUCUUGUGCAUGUGCAUAUGCUCAAGGGUCUCGUCAAGACGGAGGAGGGCGCGCUUAUCAAGGAAUAUGGCGAGAACCCCAGCUUGCGCAGCACAUACGCUUCCCAAACUAUUGUGGACGAGGUAGUCAACGAGGAUGAGCGCUUUAUUGAAAAGGCAGCCGUCCCGAUCGAAGAAGAAUUCCCGGUCAAUACCCAAGCCUUCUUCCUGGGUGACUUCAACUACGGAAGACCUCUUAUCGUCUCGGGCCACUCAAACAAUAAGGCGGAGAUUAGGUUGUCCGUCCUGAAGCAGAAGGAGCCCGAAUUCGCGAAGGCCAUCAUCCACGAGGCGUUCCGAUCUAACAGAUACGUGCCAUCGUACGCCGUCGCGAAGCAGCUGGGAAUCGACGCGCUUGUCCUCAGUAAGAUUACGUCGUCGUACCGAGUCAACACGGGGGCGGGUCUAAAGGUUAAUCUCGGACUGAAUCUGAAGUUCGCUGCCAAGGGGCAGAAAGUCUUGGGCUAUUCGCAAAAGUCGGGAACGGGUUGGGAGUUCAGCAAUACUGCGAUCCAGCUGAUUGCAAGCUUCAUGGUUACUUUCCCCGACUUCUUUGCGGCCAUGCACAGGGUUGCUGUCAAGAGCGACGUCGCGGAUACCGAUCUCUGGCCCGACCCCACGACGGCUGGCACGAGGAUCAAGGAAAUUGGCGCGUGGUUGAAGCAGCAAGGAAUCAGCAAGCUUGAGCGGGUUCCAUUGGAAGCGGAACAGCUCGACUCUAAUGUCGUCAUGAAGCUAGCCGAGGUUGGCGAAGAGGUCUCGCAGCUUAACAAAGAACCCGCUAUGAGGUCGAUGAAGGGGGUCCCUAGAUCCGCCAUUCUCAAGCCGGCCGACACGGAGCUUCUCUUGGGUAACCAAAAGUUUGCUCUGGGAGACCGUGUUACGUAUGUUUCGGCCGCCGGUAAAGUCCCGCUUAGCGUCCGAGGAACGGUGGUUGGCAUAUCUCGUACCGCCACCGCGCUCCUCCUGGAUGUUGUCUGGGACCAAGCGUUCAUGAGCGGCAACACCCUCGGCGACCGUACACCUCCAUUCCGAGGCCAAACUGUCCCCGCGUCGUCGGUCCUCAAUACCACGAACAAGCAAGUGGUGACGGGCUCCAAGGCCGCUCUUGGUAGGAACCCCGUGCGAGCCGUACCGGCUCUUACCACUUCUUCCUACGAUACGACGGGCAUGCCCCAAUACAGGGAUGCUACUCCUCCCCCGCCUCUACGAGGAGGUUGGAGCGGAGCCGUUAAUGGUGGCCGUGGUCGAGGCCGCGGCGGUCGCGGAGGCCAGCCUGGAGCGGUGGUUAACCUUUCCCACCGCCCACACCCCAACGCUUCGGGUACGAAUAGCCCACGAGGAGGAGGAUCUGCUCACCCCGGAGUCAAUGGCCGUGGUCGAGGCCGGGGAGGACCCAGAGGCUAUAGCGCCUCGCCUCACACUCCAGGUUCUGGUACUGAGUCACCUGGCCUGCCGGGGAAGACACAGUAUAACAUGGUCCCACCACCCUCGAAUCUGGACACCCCGCCUAGCGGCGAACGCGGUGGCCGAGGUAGGGGCCGUGGGCGAGGUGGACAUCGCGGUCGAGGCGGCGGCUUCAACCGGGGUCGCGGUGGAGCGUCGAGCGGAGCUGGCACACCCUCGUCCUAG
Molecule: messenger RNA, 4251 nt
Organism: Scedosporium apiospermum
Lineage: Eukaryota; Fungi; Ascomycota; Sordariomycetes; Microascales; Microascaceae
Product: 5'-3' exoribonuclease 1
Exons: 5
Coding region: 1-4251 (1416 amino acids)
Biological process (GO): nuclear-transcribed mRNA catabolic process; rRNA catabolic process
Cellular component (GO): nucleus
Molecular function (GO): 5'-3' RNA exonuclease activity; RNA binding
Source: RefSeq, a predicted model, not a curated record